AGUUUUUGAUUCGGAUUCACCCCAGCUCAUGUCUUGUGACCCCAUAACCAUGCUCUGCACCUUGUUUGGUUCCCCCCACCGUCUCAUCUCCCUAUCUGUCUCUUUUACCCCCACCGCACACCACUCCCCUCCUCCACCUCUCUUUCUGUCCAUCCCAGGGUUUAUCCCCUCAUCACUGAUCUCUCUUCAUCCCUCCAAUCCUCAUCUGUUCCUCAUAGGAGCAGUGGAGAGAGUGAGUGACGGAGGAAUAUCCCACUGUGUGUGAUACCAAAAGUGAAUGAGAGGCAGAAAGUGUGGUAACAACCGGGCUGAACUUAUGACAAGGACCAGAGGGGGACCGCUGGAGGAAAACUGAUUCAAGAACUACCAACACCUUGAGAAGAGUCUCCUAAUUGGAUUAUCAGCUUUCCUGCCAUCUCCUCCUGUCUCCAUUGGUGACAGUGCCUAACAACCAACACCAUGGGUGAAAUGGAGCAAUUGCGAAAGGAGGCGGACAGUCUUAAAGACCAGAUCACUGCAGCUCGUAAGGCGGUGCAGGACACCACACUGCAAGAAGCAGCAGCAGGGGUCACCGUGGUGGGCCGUGUCCAGUUGAAGACCAGGAAAACACUAAGGGGUCACCUUGCCAAGAUCUACGCUAUGCACUGGGGCGCUGACUCCACGCUGUGUGUCAGUGCCUCACAAGAUGGAAAACUCAUAGUGUGGGACAGCAUUACAACCAACAAGGUGAAUGCCAUCCCUCUCAAGUCGUCGUGGGUGAUGACUUGUGCCUAUGCACCUUCAGGGAACCUAGUGGCUUGUGGCGGUCUGGACAACAUGUGCUCCAUCUACAACCUCAAGGGCAAGGAUGGCAACGUCAAGGUCAUGCGUGAGCUGGCGGCACACACAGGUUACCUGUCCUGCUGUCGUUUCCUCAGUGACAGUGAGAUCAUCACCAGCUCUGGAGACUGCACUUGUGUACUAUGGGACAUUGAGACAGGGACCCAGAAGACCGUGUUUGCUGGACACCAGGGAGACUGCAUGUCCCUGGCUGUGUCCCCAGACUUUAAAUUUUUCAUCUCAGGGGCGUGUGACUUCACAGCUAAGUUGUGGGACAUCAGGGAGGCCACCUGCAGACAAACAUUUGGAGGCCACGAGAGUGACAUCAACGCGAUUGGGUUCUUCCCCAAUGGUAACGCAGUGAUAACAGGGUCUGAUGAUGCCACAUGCAAGCUGUAUGACCUGCGAGCCGACCAGGAGCUUAUCACUUACCAGGACUCCAGCAUCAUGUGCGGGGUGACCUCCCUGGCCCCAUCCCUGUCUGGCCGCCUGUUACUGGCUGGCUAUGACGACUUCAACGUCAACAUCUGGGACACACUUAAAGCUGAGAGAGUGGGAGUGCUGGCUGGUCACGACAACAGAGUGAGCUGUAUCGGAGUGUCCUCAGAUGGCAUGGCAUGUUGCACAGGAUCCUGGGACAGCUUCCUCAAGAUAUGGAACUGAGGCUGUUCCUCACCAGCGAGCAGAAAAAGAGCAGUUAACAUCUGCCUGGGAGAAAGUGAAGAUAAGAAAUUGGAGUUUGAAGGAGGGAUGAGGGAAGAGGAAGCGCAUAGGGUGAGAAGAGGGUAUUUUAAUUGUGCCAAGUUCUAUCUAAUGUCGGAGAGGGGUUGUAAUGUGAAGAUUUUCUCC
Micropterus dolomieu (smallmouth bass) is the source of this 1668-nucleotide messenger RNA. RefSeq names its product guanine nucleotide binding protein (G protein), beta polypeptide 3a (gene gnb3a). Gene Ontology annotation, biological process: G protein-coupled receptor signaling pathway. The record is from RefSeq and is a predicted model, not a curated record. Gene Ontology annotation, molecular function: signaling receptor complex adaptor activity; protein binding. Gene Ontology annotation, cellular component: cytoplasm; heterotrimeric G-protein complex. Lineage: Eukaryota; Metazoa; Chordata; Actinopteri; Centrarchiformes; Centrarchidae. The transcript has 9 exons. The coding region runs from base 460 to 1482 and encodes 340 amino acids.